CACAAAAGUAAAUGAACCGAAUACAAGCAGGUAGAGGGAAAGCAGGUGCAACCUUGGACUGGAACAGGAAAGACUGACGAAGCCAGACAGAGAAACACACUACAGCCAUGGCAGCAGGAGCCUUGACGUGUUUGAUGUUCACACUUGUUGGUUUGAAUGCACUCGCAGCUGCUGCAGGACUGGCAUUAUUCGCAGUAGCCAUUUGGGUAGCAGUGGAUGGGUAUAAACUCUACCCCAUAUCUGGUGUAUCAGGGAAAGAUGACAUCUUUGCUGCGGCCUGGAUUGCCAUUUUUACAGGCUUUGCCUUCUUCCUCACAUGCCUCUAUGGCAUCUUCGCUGCCCUGAAAAGAAGCCGCACAGCCCUGCUGCUGUACCUUGUCCUAAUGUUCAUCAUCUUUCUGUUCGAAUGCGCAUCUGCCAUCACAGCAGCGACCAAUCGGGAUUAUCUGGUUGGACACAGUGGCUUUGUAAAGAAACAGAUGCUGCAGUAUUAUGGAGACAGCUCCCCACAAGGAAAGCAGAUUACAUACACCUGGAACAAUGUGAUGCAACAGGUCGAGUGCUGUGGAGCGGACAGUCCACAAGACUGGAUAAUCUAUAAUUCCACCUUGAAACAGAUAAAUGGUCUACAGUACAAUUGGCCCCUCAGCUGCUGCAAGAGACUGAGUACUUUUGAGGUGGAAGAUCCAGCAGGCUGUAUUGUUGGCAAGAACACUGCCGUAUUUAACAAGGGUUGCUUCCCGUACAUUGAAUCUGUGUUGAGCCGUUACACCUGGGCCGUGAGCUGGUAUGGUUUCUCCGUUCUCAUGCUUGUGUUCCUCACAUUACUGAUCGCCAUGAUCUACUACAUGCAGCUGGAAUAACCGUAUAGACUUUGGAUGACACAUCUGAAUCUGCGGCACAGAUGGUUCCACUCUUGGUGUCGCAGAAUAAUACACAAGAUUGCAGAUUGCACAUGGAUAAUUGAUGUGACUAGUUUCCUCCAUAUAAUUACCAUACAUUCCGUUUUUAUUAUGUUCUAUAAUUUGACCUCCAUUUAGCACAAAAGGAAUGUUCCAGGUUCAAUACAAGUUAUUCUUGAUCAAGAGCAUGCAUGUCAUAAUGAGCUGCAAUGAUGUUGAAGUUAGUUAAAAACGUAAGAACUAAUGAGCAUCUCAUUAUGUUAGGGGAAAAAAGUUAGUAAAUUCAAAUAUAUCUUUCAUUUUACACGUUUUAUUAUGGAUGCGUUUUUACGGGAGCAUUUUUUAUUAAUAAUAUUGAUCAAAUAGGUUCUUCAAAUGAUUGUAUGAAUUAGUCAGCUUUGCUUUAUGCCACAGUCUACACUUGUAUUUCUUCCUGCAUGGAUAUUUAAUAUAAAAUUAGCUUUGAAAUGCCUAUGAACAGAACAUUUGUUUUGUAAGAUUCUUUGCUGUACAGCUAUUUUUAUAACUUACUUAACAAUGUUUCUGUGUUUAUCGAAUAAACAUUUGACUGUGCUGAUGA
Labeo rohita (rohu) is the source of this 1482-nucleotide messenger RNA. RefSeq names its product uroplakin 1a (gene upk1a). The record is from RefSeq and is a predicted model, not a curated record. The transcript has 8 exons. Gene Ontology annotation, cellular component: membrane. Bases 108 to 863 code for a protein of 251 amino acids. Lineage: Eukaryota; Metazoa; Chordata; Actinopteri; Cypriniformes; Cyprinidae.